Messenger RNA from Seminavis robusta, 1572 nucleotides. The record is from the annotation of a GenBank genome assembly. NCBI's taxonomy places the organism in Eukaryota, Bacillariophyta, Bacillariophyceae, Naviculales, Naviculaceae.
AUGGAAGGAUCUUCGGUGACGAUGACCAAUUCCAACCGGUCGUCCUUCCACAAUGAAGAGAUCCUGGGCAAUAAUUUUGCAUCGGCGACAUUGACCAAAGCGAACGACGAAGAAGUUGCCGUCAUGGUUGGAAUUGAUGAACGUGGCGAGCAUCGACGAGUCAAACCAUUUCUGUAUCUUGUGGUGGGUAUUGUUUCCAUGUGUGGUCUCUUGUAUGGUUUGGAUCUGGGCAGUGUUGGUGCAACAUUUGUGAUGGAUGGUUUUCGUCAACACGUCAACUGGGACUGUUCUUCUGCCUCAGACAACUGCGAAAGCACUGCGGACCGGGACAAAGGCUUGAUCAGUUUCUUUUUUGGCAUUGGAGCCACCAUUGGUUCAUUGGUGAAUCCAUACUUUGCCGAACGAUAUGGCCGCCGACCCUCCUUGGCACUUUCCACUCUCAUAUACGCAUUUGGCUCUGCAAUUCAAACCUUUGCUCCCUCCAUGCAACUCUUGUGGACUGGGCGAUUCUUUCUCGGUACUGGCAUUGGAAUGUUGUCCAUGGUUGCUCCUGUAUAUGUGGCUGAAGUUGCUCCUGACCGUGUUCGUGGAAGCAUGGGAAUCCUCUAUGAUUUGAGCACUGCCCUAGGCAUUGUCACUGGAUCUGCUGCCAGCAUUGGCCUCAAAGAAUGGCAGAAUGGAUGGCGCAUCAGCUAUGAGGUUGGAUUGCCAUUUGCUCUCCUUUUGCUGCUGACUCUGGCGUUGAAGGUGGUACCAGAGUCACCAAGGUGGCUAGCUGCCCAAGGUCCUGAGCAAGACUUGGUUCUCACCUUGAAGCUCUUGCGCUUUGAAGAGGAACUCGAGUCAGAAACAGAAACCCUUCACAAGGAAGUUCAAGAAUUGCGUGAAAUAGGGGAAGCUUCCUGGCCAGAAGUCUUCUCCACCAACAAUAUGAUGCGACGUCGUGUCAUGCUGGGAGUGUUCUUCUUUGCCAUUCAGCAGCUCAGUGGUGUAGCAGCAGUCCUCUUCUAUGCCCCAGAUGUCUUGAAUACCUUCUUUGAAGAAGAUCAAGCCAUUUUGGGUACUCUGGCCUUGACUGUCCUUGGUUUCUUGUCCACCACUGCAACUGUGGUGGCUGUGGAUCGCCUUGGACGAACCAAGCUACUUGUCUAUGGUGGAGCCAUCAUGUUCCUUUGUCUUGUGCCCCUGGCUGUCCUUGCCUCAUUGGAGCAAAGUGAGUGGGUUGGGUGGGCUGUUCUGGUGUUGUCUGGCAUCUUUAUUGUCAGUAGCUUCAUUAGUUGGGGUCCUGCAUUGUAUGUCCUCUGCUCGGAAAUGUUCCCCUAUCGCACUCGCGGCAAAGCCAACGGUGUCACCAGUAUGUCACACUGGCUCUUUGCAUCAGUGGUGGGAGCUGUCUUCCCCAUUGCAUCGUCCGCCUCCCUGUCGGGGUGCUUUAUCUUUUUUGCCAUUUGCAUCUUCUCAGGGACCAGUGCAGUCUAUUUCCUACAGGUCGAGACCACGGGCAAGACCUUUGCCGAGAUUGAUGAAGCCUUUCUCCAGCACAAACCAACCUUCAAGCGCAAAGAUUGGUAG